AUAUAGACUUUUAUUAUUAGUGCUUUACACCUGCUGCAUGCACUGGAUAAUAAAACGUGGAUGGCAUAGGCAAGCGCGUUGCUUUUCAACGGACAAAUAAGUGUAGGGCGAGUAAGUUGCGGUAUGGCUUCUUAGACGAAUAAAUCCAAAUAAAAAGUUCAUUGUUGCAUGAAAUGUGUAUAAUCUGGGGAUUUAAAGUGGAUCACAUGCUCUGACUGAACAACAGCGGCACGAGAGCACGCGCAUUCCACAGCAGCCACUCGCGCAUCGUUUGUUUUGAGCCUCAAGAAAACCGACAACAGAAAACAUAGCGAGAAAGUAGCAAGGAAAAGUGGAAAAAAUAUUAUUUUUGAUGGACUAUCGCUGUUUGUUUGUGAAGUAAAUCGGACAUUUAUCCACUGUCGGACAUGACGCAUUCCUAUAGUCAGCGUUCUCUCGUGGUGCUCGCGUUUUUAGGGAUUUUAUCCGCAAUAAUGUCCGUGCUAUCCGUCAUUUUGAUUUGCCAGCUCCAAACGCAACAGGUUGUUAUAAAAGAUUCGCCUACUUUCGUGUCGAGUGAGAUCACAGCGGUGUUAUUGCCCGUUUCUACGGUCCUCUCAGCUUUGUCUCUGACACUCAACUUGAGCUCAGUUGUUGUGUGUUUGCUUCACAGCUAUUUCGCCACUGAAAUAUGCCGAGGAGAACAAGAUACACAAAGGGCCGACUGGUUUUUAUCGGAUAGCAGGGCUGUCCGGCAUGUGAACAUUGGGCUGUUUUGCCUUGGAGUUUCAGUUUACUUAGCUGCCAUGUCUAUUUACAUGAUAUUGGCGUUUGAAGUCGAGACUGGCAUAGCCAGUGUGUGUGUGCUCUCCUCUGGUGUUCUCGUUCUGCUACUUAUCGUUAUUCACUCCCUAAUACGGGGCGCACAUACAGCCAAAUCCUUCCGCAGCGAACAUACCCACACCAUGUACCACAACUACCCUGAAAACAGCCCAGGAAUCCAUACUUCGAACCUAAGCAUUACGGAAAAGCCAAUGAGGCAACACAGCUUAGCCAACCUGCAUAGACAUUACAUCAACCCCGCUCACAUCGAUCCUAAAUCGCUGUACUCGCCAUCCAACGGGCCUCACGUUCACUCUAGCGAUAAGGACAGCUACAGCGGCGGUGGGAGUGGACAGACACACCGGACCUUUUCAACAGAGUCUGGCCGGUUUCACACUCAGGCAAAACCCUGGAACGGCGUCAACAGCGAGAUGAGAUCUAUAAUAGCUCGCAAAGCCACGGUCAAGGAUUCAACUUUAGUAUGAAUAGUAUCACAUCCACUUUUGUGUCAAGAUGUGCACUAUAUAUAUAUAAUGCUGCAUGUCUAUACAUUAUUGUCUUAGAAGGCGGCCAAAUUAUUUGUGACAUUUAAAGCAAAAUAUGUAAAAAAAAAAAAAAACAUUUUUGUGCACCUAAUAUCACCUUACAGGUGUUAGAAAUCACACUAACAGAUUUUUAAAUAAUAUUGUGAAAUUACUACUGAAAUACUUUGUGUACUUGAAUUUGUGUAGCUGUAAUUG
Messenger RNA from Rhinichthys klamathensis goyatoka, 1541 nucleotides. RefSeq names its product transmembrane protein 221 (gene tmem221). The transcript is spliced from 3 exons. The record is from RefSeq and is a predicted model, not a curated record. Lineage: Eukaryota; Metazoa; Chordata; Actinopteri; Cypriniformes; Leuciscidae. Bases 408 to 1286 code for a protein of 292 amino acids.